AUGGAGAAAGUUGUGAUGGGAACAAGGUCCAGCCAGGCCAAAAUCUUGGGUACAACUGUGUCGAUAGCAGGCGCAUUUGUCAUAACACUUUACCAAGGUCCGCCAAUUUGUAUCACCCCGUCGGGAUCAUCAUCUCGACUCGGUCAUUCUCUUGUUCAUUCCACAGCAGCACAAAACUGGGUUCUUGGUGGCAGUUUAAUCACUCUUCAGUAUGCGCUGGUUACUUUGUGGGCGUUUCUCAUGACACAGAUAAUGAGAGACUACCCUUCGGGGCUUACAGUAAUCUUCAUCUACAACACAUUUGUAAGCAUCAUAGGUGCAGUUGUUGCUCUGAUUGCCGAAGGAACAUCGUCGGGUGCUUGGAUAAUGAGCUCAAACACGGCACUAGCUUCAGUCAUUUGCACCGGAGUGUUUGGAUCGUGCUUGAGCAAUGCCGCUGAAGCAUGGGUGCUGCCGAUAAAAGGACCCGUUUUUGCUAACAUGUUCACUCCGUUUGGAAUGGUGAUCGCUGUCGCCAUGGGCGUAAUGCUGCUAGGUGAUACUCUGCAUCUUGGAAGUCUCCUCGGAGGGACAGCCAUAUCCAUCGGCUUCUACAUGUUCAUGUGGGGAAAGGUGAAAGACCAAAACGAUGACGGCGGCGUAAAAACAGAGCAGAAUGCCGAUGACCAUAGCAGUAGCAGCAAUACAGAUAAGGUUCCUUUACUAUAA
Messenger RNA from Linum tenue, 708 nucleotides. The record is from the annotation of a GenBank genome assembly. Lineage: Eukaryota; Viridiplantae; Streptophyta; Magnoliopsida; Malpighiales; Linaceae.